AUGGAAAUUCUCAUGUGGAGAAGGAAGCAUGGUUCAAAAUUUCGUCAAGCUUCCGAUUACUUGAAUUGUCGUUUAAGUGAAAUGAAGUCUCAUCUAGUUCUACCUUCUAAAUUUAAUCGUGACGCUUGGGAUUAUGAAUGUUUAUUGUGUGAUAACUUCGUUGCUGCCUCUUAUGAAAGAUGGGAUAGACAUCGAGUUAAACAUGACAGGUAUGUCUGUAAUAUUUGUAACGCAAAGUUUUACUGGCGAGCAGAAGCCAACAAAUGUGAUCAUCUUGAAAGAAUUGUUGAUGAAUCCGCAGAGAAGGCUUAUUACGGUACGAACUCUCCUGACUCCGAUGAAGAUGAUAUAGGAGUUGAUGUUGAUAUCGAUGACAGUAAUGACUACAGUGGUGAGUCUGAUGACGAUGAUGACCAAAUUGAUGGCGAAGGAGAAGAAGUAGUAGACAACGAAAGAGAAAACGGAGAUGAAAACGAAAAUAAUGACGACAACAGUGAUGAUGAUGAUGAUGAACAAGCUGAAGUGCAAGACGAGGAAGGCUCAGAACAUGAUGAUGAUGAUGAGGAAAACGAAUUUGAAGCUAGGUGGCCAGUUGAACAGGUAGACGCUGAAAGAAACACAGAGCAUCUAACUUCCACCACAGCGCAAAUUCGUUAUCGUAUGAAGAGGCAUGAAGGAGGCCACCUUUUCAGAUCUAUUCUAUCUAGAUACAAACUGAAAAAUUUGAAUUGUAUGACUUUGAAUGCUAUGUCGAAUAAAUAUUAA
This is a messenger RNA of Panonychus citri (citrus red mite), 765 nucleotides long. RefSeq lists its product as uncharacterized. Lineage: Eukaryota; Metazoa; Arthropoda; Arachnida; Trombidiformes; Tetranychidae. The transcript has a single exon. Bases 1 to 765 code for a protein of 254 amino acids. The record is from RefSeq and is a predicted model, not a curated record.